GAAGAGUUAUUUGAAAAGGAAGAAGACAGCGCUGUUCCUGUUUAGAAAGUAUUUGAGAAGCAAACACACCAGCGUCGAAUCAUUCAUCGUACAGGAACAAGCAAAGAUGAAGUACAUCUGUUACAUCGUGUUUGUCUUCGGUUUGUGUGCAGCUCUUGUCAAUCCCCAAAUGAACGCACAGAAUCAGCAAGGACAAGACCAUAUGAUGCAAGCAGCUCGGAUGGAAGAUUAUAACGAGGCACAUUUUAAACAGAGAUUAAACUCUGAGGUGGAACGUCUAUCAGGACAAAGCACAGAGCAGGUGUUCCACAGAUACAGAACAUCCGAGCAUGCUAUUGCCGAGCAGUACUCUGGACUCUUCGAGACAUCCGAAGAAACCGAGGUCUCUCAGGCAGUAUGGGACUCGAAACACCAACAUCAAAAUCAUGACUGUGAUAGGUGUUGUCCGACACGAGUCUAUCACAGAAGAACUAUUUUGCUUCGGAAUACACGUGGACAAAAUAAAGUGCUUGUUCAUCUGUCCAACAUAGGGAAGUUCCAGUUUUUGCGACAUGCAGAAUGCGUACCUGGGGCCGGAAGCUGUAACGGACACUGUGUGAUGGAGAUGAUGUCUGUAUAUUUAAUGGUUUGGAAUCUCAACUCGGAAACCGGUUUGCCGUUCUCUAUCGACAGAUUCGAGGUACCUGGGUACUGCUCCUGCAAACGAUGGCUCCCAUGAACAAUGCAAUACAUAUACAGUGAAACCUUUCAAAACCGAACCCUCUGUAAACCGGACUUCCCUUAAAAAAAAAAACCGAACGUUUUUCAUGAUCCAUGUUUAAAUAGCUGUGCAGAAGAAAACGUCUGUAAACCGGAUACUUUUUAAAACUGGAUUUAUUACUUGGUCCUGAGGGUGUUUGGUUUAGUGGAGUUUCACUGCAAUUAAGAACCCAAACCUUGUGUACACGUAUGACUAGUAACCUGAGUAACCCACUGAUGGAAUUUCUCAUAGUAUUUACUAUUAUGUUAUCCGUAUAAUUCUGAAAUAAAGCUUUUUAAGCAUC
Molecule: messenger RNA, 1043 nt
Organism: Gigantopelta aegis
Lineage: Eukaryota; Metazoa; Mollusca; Gastropoda; Neomphalida; Peltospiridae
Exons: 4
Coding region: 107-718 (203 amino acids)
Source: RefSeq, a predicted model, not a curated record